GACAGGAGGAAAGCGCAGCGCCAGCAGCAUCUCUUCUACCUUCCUAGACACCUCCACUUCGCUACUCCAGAGCUGGAAGUCAGGCUUGCAACCAGCAGGCGGACUCACGUCCUUUCCUUUCCUCUUCCAAGAGCCACCCAACUCCCGGCUGCGCUCCUCCAGCCCCUGCGGCCAGCGCUCGGCGGACAUCCGCCCCCUGAGGCUGCCGCGCGGUGCAGCGUCGAGCAUCCUCGCCGAGUUCCUUUCUGCUCUCUGUCCGUCUUCCGCCCUCUCCAUCACACCUGCUGCCCCUCUUUGCCUCUCUUCCGCAGAAUCGUCAAGCCCCCAGCUCUCGCCGGCGUCUCUUUAGCCACCUCGCCUUUCCCAGCCCCCGCACAUUCCCAAGCGCCCGGUCUCCCCCGCUGCCAUGAGCUCCCCCAUCGGCAAGAGCCGCUCCCUUGCCGCCUUCCUACAGGAGCUGCGCAGCCUGGGGCAGCCCCCCAGACCCGUGACAUCUACGGCGUGCGCGCCCCGUCGGCCGCGGGAGGUGCCCCUCUGCCCCAUGAUGGAACAGGGCGAGGCGCAAGACGCGGCCGCCCUGCCCGGUCCCACCAAGUGGCCACUGCUGGGCAGUCUGCUGGAGAUUCUCUGGAAAGGAGGGCUCAAGAAACAGCACGACACGCUGGCGGAGUACCACGAGAAAUAUGGCAAGAUUUUCCGCAUGAAGUUGGGUUCCUUCGACUCGGUGCACUUGGGCUCGCCGUGUCUGCUGGAAGCGCUCUACCGCACGGAGAGCGCGUACCCCCAGCGGCUGGAGAUCAAACCGUGGAAGGCCUAUCGCGACUAUCGCGAGGAGGGCUACGGACUGCUGAUCUUGGAAGGAGAAGACUGGCAGAGGGUCAGGAGUGCCUUUCAAAAGAAACUAAUGAAACCAGUGGAAAUUAUGAAGCUGGACAACAAAAUCAAUGAGGUCUUGGCUGAUUUUACAGGUGGAAUAAGCGAGCUCUGUGAUGAGCGAGGCUGCAUUGAAGACUUGUACAGCGAGCUGAACAAAUGGUCAUUUGAAAGCAUCUGCCUUGUGCUAUAUGAGAAGAGAUUUGGGCUCCUUCAGAAGAACGCAGGCGAUGAAGCUUUGAACUUCAUCAUGGCCAUCAAAACAAUGAUGAGCACGUUUGGGAGAAUGAUGGUCACGCCAGUCGAGCUGCACAAGAGCCUCAACACCAAGGUCUGGCAGGCGCACACUCUGGCCUGGGACACCAUUUUCAAAUCGGUCAAAUCUUGUGUCGACAACCAGUUAGAGAAAUAUUCUGAGCAGCCCAGCAUGGAUUUCAUUAGUGAUAUUUAUCACCACAAUCAGCUUUCAAAGAAAGAAUUGUAUGCGGCUGUGACGGAGCUCCAGCUGGCUGCAGUGGAAACGACAGCAAACAGCUUAAUGUGGAUUCUCUACAAUUUAUCUCGUAAUCCCCACGUGCAACAAAAGCUUCUUAAGGAAAUUCAGAGUGUACUGCCUGAGAAUCAGAUGCCACGGGCAGAGGAUUUGAGGAAUAUGCCAUAUUUAAAAGCCUGUCUGAAAGAAUCUAUGCGGCUUACCCCGAGUGUGCCAUUUACAACUCGGACUCUUGACAAAGCAAUGGUUCUGGGGGAAUAUGCUUUACCCAAAGGAACAGUAUUGAUGCUAAAUACCCAUGUGUUGGGGUCCAAUGAAGAAAAUUUUGAGGAUUCAAGUCAGUUUAGACCCGAACGAUGGCUUCAAGAGAAGAAAAAGAUCAACCCUUUUGCCCAUCUUCCAUUUGGCAUUGGGAAAAGAAUGUGCAUUGGUCGCCGAUUAGCUGAGCUCCAGCUCCACUUGGCUCUCUGCUGGAUCGUCCGCAAAUAUGACAUCGUGGCCACAGACAAGGAGCCUGUGGAGAUGCUGCACUUGGGCAUCCUGGUACCCAGCCGACAGCUCCCCAUUGCUUUCUACCAGAGAUAGGAGGCCUCAG
Messenger RNA from Lipotes vexillifer (Yangtze River dolphin), 1961 nucleotides. RefSeq names its product cytochrome P450 family 24 subfamily A member 1 (gene CYP24A1). The transcript has 11 exons. Gene Ontology annotation, cellular component: mitochondrial inner membrane. Gene Ontology annotation, biological process: cellular response to peptide hormone stimulus; cholesterol metabolic process; glucocorticoid biosynthetic process. Bases 407 to 1951 code for a protein of 514 amino acids. Lineage: Eukaryota; Metazoa; Chordata; Mammalia; Artiodactyla; Lipotidae. Gene Ontology annotation, molecular function: iron ion binding; heme binding; oxidoreductase activity, acting on paired donors, with incorporation or reduction of molecular oxygen. The record is from RefSeq and is a predicted model, not a curated record.